This is a messenger RNA of Limulus polyphemus (Atlantic horseshoe crab), 1910 nucleotides long. RefSeq lists its product as uncharacterized. The annotation marks the transcript as partial. The record is from RefSeq and is a predicted model, not a curated record. NCBI's taxonomy places the organism in Eukaryota, Metazoa, Arthropoda, Merostomata, Xiphosura, Limulidae. The transcript has 12 exons.
UGUUUUCUUUGUUGCAGUGUUUGCUGCCUGUUACUUUCCUUUUGAAGUUCAAGGAACAUAUCUCGUCCAGACCCAAGCUUCAGCAGCAUAUGGAGGCAGUAUCGUUACGUACUCAGAACUAACAAUUGAAGUUGACGCAAUCCCUCCAUGGGGGCGUUGCCAUCUAAAGAGAGGAAACAACGUCAUUGUAAAGGACAGUGCUGGAGCUGAAGACUGUUUAAGGUGUUUUCAUCUGACACUCAAGACACCGAAUGUCAUUCAGAUCCACACUGAAGGCCUUGGACGAUGUUACACUAAUGAAGAGGCAGCACGCGCCACCUGUCCAGAUGACAAAGCUGUGUUUGAAAGGCGGUUCAAAGAAAUAAUUUUGUACAGGAAACAAGAUCCUGAGAUGGUGUCCACGAUUCAGAAUAUUUUUUGUCCCAUCAACGGUAGAUAUCAUUUCACCUACACAGCGAACAAUAAAGAGUUCCAAUGUACUCAUCCUUUCUCGGAGGUUAGCAACUGUCCCCAUGGUAACGGUCUGGGCGUCCAAUUUCGACAAUGCAACUUCCCAGACAUGAGCGUCCAGUUUUUGUGUUUAGGGGACUGGGAGGGACCAAACAAAGAUCGCUAUCUUGCUCUCAUGGACCUACGGCCAGAACCUGAGGGGAGACCCAAGUAUCGUUGUGGGCAUCCUAAAACUCCAAGUGUUAAAUGUUAUGUUUUCUGCUACAGCGGAGAGUCUUUCUACAACUGUGUUUGGCUCCAACGACGAAGUCACAACAUCGUGGAGAUGAUGUUAGGAUCCACUCCUAGUUCCCAGUUUUCGGAAGAUCUGUGCAGGGAUGAACAGUUUCAGACCAAAGAAUGGAUCACACAAGGAAAAGUUGUCGUGAAAGAGGCCACGUCUUGUCCCAUCACCGGAGACUAUACGGGCGUGGUUCCCGACACCACGGGACUGUGUGCCAAGGUAGCUUCUGACUGUAACAAUCCAGACGUUAUGUUCUACUCCGUCAGUAGCUGCUCCAACAAAUCGCACGUUUAUGAAGAACGAGUGUACCGGUGCAUUGGAAACUGGGAAGAAAGUGGCGCCCUCUUUACUUACACAAGAAAUAAAGUUGGGAAAGUAGUAAAGAACGGAGACGAGGCCUACAUCAAAGAAGCUGGAGAAAGUUGCGCACGGGGAAAAGAUCUCUUUACUCUGGGCAUGAAGAUAAUAAAACAAGUAUCUUGUCCACAAGUCCCAGUAACAUUUAUACCUGUCAGGACACAGUGGAGACCAGCGCUGACCCCACCCUCACAAGACAUAGCGCCCUCUAGUGGUGAUAACGGUCAGCCUACUACUCCACCGAGGAAGUCCGAAGCGGGACAACCAAACCAAGGCCAUUCUGUUAAUUCCUGUAAGAAAGUUAUACCAAGUCUUCUGCGGAUGCUGUGGCUUCUUCUGAUAGUUAAGUGUGUUAAAAUAGCAUGAUUAUUUCUGCCUAGUGAUAGAAAUCAUAAACAGGGUUAUCGAAACACGAUCCAAUUUUUACUCUUUCUUCUACGACAGGAAGCUACGAGCUAGUCCUACUCACGAUAUUUACCAAAAUUGUGAUCCGUCUUCUGAGCCUUCAAACAAUUAAAAAAAAAACAAGAAAAACUUGAAAUAUUUGAAAACGGCAAGUUUGGAUGAUAAAUCUCUAACACUGACAGUGAGGUGUAAAGAAACAAUGUGUAUGAUAUGUGUCCAAAAAUGGCGUGUUUAUACUUAAUGAAAAGCAACAAGAUGUAUUUCUUGAGAACUGAAGAUUGAAGAGCGAGACAGGAAUGGCAAAAAAAAUAACCAUCUAAGAAAAGUUGUUUUUUUUAUUUUUGUCGAAUGUUCUUCAAUUGUUUAUUGCAUUUUUGGUUCUUUUCGAACAUAAAAUUCGUCAUAAAAGAAGUUG